CUGUUCCUCCUCUUCCCGUUUCCCCACCUCGCGGAACGAAAAAAGAUCCCCCUAACAAAUCCCUAGCUAAACCCUCCUCCCCGCUGCUCCGUCGCCGCCAUGGUGCUCUCCAAGCCGCUCCUCUCUCGCCUCCUCCCCCUUCCCCUCCGUCUCCGCCCCCAGCUCCGCCUCCUCUGCCUCGCCACUCCAACCCCCACCCCAACCGACGACGCUCAGGCCCCCGCGGACGUGGCCGCGGAGCGCCGCCGCCGCAAGCGCCGCCUCCGCGUGGAGCCCCCGCUCUCCCGAGGCCCGGCGCCGCAGCGCGCCCCGGGGGCGCCCCGCACCGCGUCCAACCCCAACGCGCCCAAGGUCCCCGAGUCGGCCUCGGUGCUUUCGGGUAAGCGCCUCGACCUCCACCGCCGCAUUCUCGCGCUCAUCCGCGAGAAUGACCUCGACGAGGCGGCGCUCCUCACGCGCCACUCCAUCUACUCCAACUGCCGCCCCACCGUCUUCACCUGCAACGCCGUCCUCGCCGCGCUGCUCCGCCAGGCGCGCUACGCCGACCUCCUCUCGCUCCACCGCUUCGUCACUCAGGCUUCCGUCGCGCCCACCGUCGCCACCUACAACCUCCUCCUCCAGGCGUACUGCGACUGCCGCCGCCCCGACGCCGCGCUCGAGCACUUCCGCCUCCUCCUCAAGGACGACUCGCCCGUGCUCCCAUCCCCCACCACCUAUCGCAUCCUGGCGCGGUCCCUGGCCGAGAAUGGCAAGCUGGACCAGGCGAUCGAGCUCAAGGAUGGCAUGCUCGAGCGCGGCCUCGUCGCCCCUGAUACACAGGUGUAUGCCUUCAUCAUGGGUGGGUUUGUCAAUGCCGGGGAUGGUUACAGGGCCAUUUCAUUGUAUGAGGAGCUGAAGGAGAAGCUCGGUGGCGGGCCUAUUCUCGAUGGUGUGGUGUACGGGAACCUAAUGAAAGGGUAUUUCCUCAAGGGCAUGGAGAAGGAAGCCAUGGAUUGCUAUGAAGAGGUGCUUGGAGAGGGUUCCAAUGUGAGGUUUGGCGCAGUGAGUUACAACAUGGUGCUUGAUGCGCUCGGGAGGAAUGGGAGGUUGGAGGAUGCACUCAAGCUGUUUGAUAGAAUGUGCAUGGAGCAUGACCCACCCAAGACGAUUGCUGUGAACCUGGGGAGUUUUAAUGUUAUGGUUGAUGCAUAUUGCCGUGCUGAAAGGUUUCAGGAUGCGAUUGAGGUGUUUGGGAAGAUGGCUGAGAAGAGGUGUGCUCCAGAUGCACUCUCCUACAAUAAUCUGAUUGACUGGCUGGGGAAGAAUGAACUUGUUGGAGAGGCAGAGGGAUUGUAUGAGGAGAUGGCUGAGCGGGGUGUAAAACCUGAUGAGUACACCUAUGUCUUGCUCAUUGAGUCCUGCUUUAAGGUGGAUAGGGUGGAUGAUGCUGUUGGCUAUUUCAACAAGAUGUUUGAUGCUGGCCUGAGGCCCAAUGCCAAUGCAUUUAACAAAAUCAUGGGUGGCUUGGUGAAGGUUGAUAGGCUUGAUGAGGCACAGAGAUUCUUUGAUAUGAUGCCUGAAAAGGAGGUCAAGCCAAACAUUGCCAGCUAUGAGCUGCUGUUGAAGGCAUAUGUUGAUGCCGCAAGGUUGGAUGAUGCGAUAAAGAUAGCCAAGGGUACUCUGUUGGAUGAGAAUGUUGUGUUUAGUGAUGAAAUGAAAGCACUUCUGGAGGGGGCACUUGAGAAAGAGGGAAGAGAUGGGGAUAUGACAAAGUUAUAUGAAGAUGUGGAGAGGGAGAAAGCGGAGGCAGCUGAACGUGCAGCUGAAGAGAAAGCCAGAGCAGAGGCUCUUGCUAAAGAAGAAGAGGAGAGGAAGAAGGCUGAGGCAAAGGCUAAGGAAGAAGCGGCUGCUAGGGCUAGCCGAGCGGCUAUUGAGGCUGUGCUAGGUCGCAAGAGGGAAGCAGAAAACGAGGAAUCAGCUGAUGGACCGAAUGUUGAGGAGGCGGAGGUUGUUGGAUCCAAUAGUGACACCAUCGGUGUUUCUGGAGAAUAGAGUGAAGGCGAUGAGCAGAAAAAGCAAGAGUCUGUUGAAGCCUCAUCAGACUGGAGAUACAGUCGUGAUAAAGAGAAUACGGAUAGGGGAAAAGAAGGAAGGUGUCAACUUCACAGCAUUAAGGGAAAUUAAACUGCUCAAGGAGCUGAAAGAUCCUAAUAUUAUUGAGCUGAUUGAUUGCUUC
Messenger RNA from Setaria italica (foxtail millet), 2215 nucleotides. Its product is annotated as pentatricopeptide repeat-containing protein At3g49240, mitochondrial. Lineage: Eukaryota; Viridiplantae; Streptophyta; Magnoliopsida; Poales; Poaceae. The record is from RefSeq and is a predicted model, not a curated record. Gene Ontology annotation, molecular function: protein binding. The coding region runs from base 100 to 2031 and encodes 643 amino acids. Gene Ontology annotation, cellular component: chloroplast. The transcript is spliced from 2 exons.